Messenger RNA from Naegleria lovaniensis, 1191 nucleotides. RefSeq lists its product as uncharacterized. Gene Ontology annotation, molecular function: NAD+ binding. Bases 1 to 1191 code for a protein of 396 amino acids. The record is from RefSeq and is a predicted model, not a curated record. The transcript is spliced from 2 exons. Lineage: Eukaryota; Heterolobosea; Eutetramitea; Acrasida; Naegleriidae.
AUGUCCUCUCCAUCCUCAUCGUCCAAUAAGAAAGAUACCCAAGUUAAUGUAGAUCCAACAAAAAAGAAGAAGAACGUUGAUAUCAGCUCUAGCAGUUCUAAUAAAACAAGCAAGAAUAAAUCAUCAGAGAAGGCAAAUUCAAAAUCUUCAGAAACAAGUUCAUCAACCUCCAAAUCAUCAUCCCGAAAGAAUAAAACAACCCAUGAAACAAAGAAGAAGGAGAUUCCAGAACGAGAGGAAGCCUUUGAAAUUCUUGCUCAAAAAAUUGCUCAAGCUGGAGAUCAUGAAAUUAUUUGUUUAACCGGAGCUGGAUUGAGUACUGCAGCAGGAAUUCCUGAUUUCCGAACACCAGGUACUGGAUUAUAUGACAACUUACAGAAAUACAACCUUCCUAGACCCACAGCCAUCUUUGAAUUGGAGUAUUUUAAGGAAAAUCCAACUCCAUUCUUUUUACUUUCCAGAGAUUUCAUUUCACAAGGAUACAAACCUACAAAAGCUCACUAUUUUAUCAAACUAUUAGAAAAUCAUAACAAGCUGAUGAGGCUCUAUACUCAAAACAUUGAUGGAUUGGAAGCAAAAUCUGGAAUUUCAAAAGAAUUUCUCGUGAAUUGUCAUGGAAUGUAUGACACUGCUCAUUGUAUUGAAUGCUCCAAAGAAUACACAUUGAAAGACCUCGUCAACAAGAUGGGACACGAUCCCAAAACAGUUCAAAUACCACUAUGUGACUCGUGUAACAGUUAUGUCAAGCCAGAUAUUGUCUUGUUCGGAGAGGAGCUUCCAAAAAAGUAUUCAGAUUGUGUCAUGUCAGAUUUGAAACGAUCCAAUGCUUGUAAGAUAUUUCUCAUUAUUGGCACUUCAUUGAGUGUUUAUCCUGUUGCGUUCAUUCCCAAUUAUGCGCCUGAGGGAAGUACACGAGCGUUGUUGAAUCGAGAACGAUGUGGUCCAUUUGAAACGCUUUCAAAACAAGAGAAUCCUUACAAGAGAGAAAUUGAAGGAAAAUACAAACAUUUGGAUUUGUUUUUGGGAGGUGACGAUUUGAGUAUUGAUCAGGGAGUAGAAAAGCUUUGCAAAUUAUUGGGUUGGGAACGUGAAUUGGAAGAACUAGUCAAGAAGGGACCUAUUGAUUUAAUUGAGCAGAGUGAAAUUUCACAAGAAUGUCCCCAAAAAGAUAACGAUUCAGUGAGAGAAUAG